Molecule: messenger RNA, 1508 nt
Organism: Brassica napus (rape)
Lineage: Eukaryota; Viridiplantae; Streptophyta; Magnoliopsida; Brassicales; Brassicaceae
Product: precursor of CEP3
Exons: 1
Coding region: 846-1097 (83 amino acids)
Biological process (GO): nitrate import; regulation of root development; root development
Cellular component (GO): extracellular region
Molecular function (GO): hormone activity
Source: RefSeq, a predicted model, not a curated record
AAUAAACUUGCGCGAGUUAUCCGAAAACAUCUUUGUUGUUGACUGGUUGGUCCGUCAGGAAAACUGAUGCACAUCAGUUCAUAAAAGCCUUGUAUUCCCAUGUUUCUAUUGAGGUGAUGCGGUUCCUUAUUUCCACUAGUUUGACAAUGAUUGAUGGUGUCGAAAGGACUUCAUAAUGUCUUCUUUUGUUUAUCCCUUUAAGAGAUGUUAGAGAGUUUAUAAGAGAUGUUAGGACUAACUGAGAGUUUUUGCUGCACUUGCUUCAGCCGAUUUUCUUCACUCGAGCUUCUUCAGCUUGGAGUUUUGAUAGGCCUUCAAAAUAAUUUUCAAAAUACUUUCUCAAAAGCAAAGCUUGAUAUUCAAAAUACUUUACUGAUCAUCGGAACAACAACACCAAAUUCUUGGUUUAUAUUGUGACUCAAUUCUUGAUAUGUCAUUUGUAUUAUGAACGAUUAGUUACAAAACAUAUUAUGUAGUCAAAAUCUAUACCUUUAUGGAUAUAUUAAAAUAACCUUCAACAAAUAGGAUCUAUUCGGAAUAUCCAUGGAUAGAGAAGGACGACUAAGCUUAUAUCAUGAAAGGGCAGCUAUGAAUUAAGGAAAAUAAAUACUAUUCUUAAUCAUUUAGUACUUACUAAUAGUUGUAAAGCACACGGACUCUUUAACUAAAAUAUUUAAAAUAACAUCUCAAGUGUUGCGCCCAUGUGAUGUACUAUAUUUCAUCUCUAUAAAUAGACCAAAUGUUCCAAGAGGUUGCAUACAUCGACACAUAAUACAUACUCGCCUCGACUAUAUAUUAUACACUACAUAUUUAUUUUUCUAAUUCUCGUUUCGGGUUUUUAAUCAAUGGCGAGAAUUAAUGUUUACCUUUUUGCAUUUAUGUUGCUUUUGACUAUUAAACAAGAGCUCGGUUCCGUUGAAGGCCGAACACUCACCACGUCCACCAUCGGGACGGCUGAGGAAAUCAGCGCUGAUGGCUCUGUGCCGCUAUUACCACCGGCUGAGCCACUUCAGCCGCCACCGAGCCACGGUGUUGAUACCUUUAGGCCCACGGUACCUGGACAUAGCCCUGGUAUUGGACAUUCCGUACACAACUAACGGAGAUGGACAAUGGCAUGGUUUAUGUGAUUAUAAAUCAAUGUUAUCUUAAUAUAUGGUACCUUAUUGAACAUAAGCUUGUGCUUAUGUUGUUGUUGGUGUUGGCUUUUUUUUUUCUGAAUGUGAAUUCUUAUUUAAUAUAUGUACUGUUUCGUCAUAUUCAGUUUCUUGCAAGUGUGAUUGUAAUAAUGUUUAGUUAAACCGUGUUUUUCAAUUUAUCAGCUUUUUUUUUUUGAAAAAAAUUAUCAGCUUUUUCUCAUACAUUUUCUACUUUAAAACCGUAUCUAUCAAUUGAGACAUCUCUUCACUGAACUGAACCAUACGAAACUAAACAUAACUUUAACCGGUGCAUGGAUCAGAUAACCUUAGUAUUGGUCCUUCCAGUAGACCAUGUUAACCAAAUAAGGAAAA